This is a messenger RNA of Suillus paluster, 1724 nucleotides long. Its product is annotated as citrate synthase-like protein. Gene Ontology annotation, biological process: tricarboxylic acid cycle. Gene Ontology annotation, molecular function: acyltransferase activity, acyl groups converted into alkyl on transfer. Bases 129 to 1361 code for a protein of 410 amino acids. The transcript has 13 exons. The record is from RefSeq and is a predicted model, not a curated record. NCBI's taxonomy places the organism in Eukaryota, Fungi, Basidiomycota, Agaricomycetes, Boletales, Suillaceae.
GGUAAAACUAGCGACCUGCCACCAACACGUAGGUAACUGAAAUCGGGACCUUGCUCGCGUCCGGUCAAAUUGAUUCUUGUACCGGUUCAUCCAUCUAACCACUUAUCCUCCUCCUUGCUACUCUUGACAUGGGCAAACAAUUUCCUGCAUCUGAGCUCAAGCGAGACGAGUCUCUCAGAGUUGUAGACAACCGCACUGGGAAGGAGUACACCGUCCCGAUCACCCACAACUCAAUUCCUGCAACGUUUUUCAAGGGCAUUCGUGCUCCUGCUGGUCCAAAUGACAGACCAGAAGACGAGACGGAACGUGGUUUACGUGUCGCUGAUAAAGGUUUUCUCAACACGGCUGUGAUAGAGAGUAGUAUCACAUAUAUUGACGGUGACAAUGGGGUGUUGCGGUACAGAGGCUACCCAAUUGAACAACUCGCGGCCCGCUCCAGUUUCCUUGAGGUCUCUUACCUCCUCAUAUAUGGGGCGCUCCCUGGCACGUCCCAAUUGUCCCACUUCACCAGCGAGAUCCUCCUGCAUGGGCCGAUACAUUCCGACGCAGAAGGAUUCUUCCGCGCUUUUAGGUACGAUGCUCACCCCAUGUCAAUGCUUACAAGUGCAUUUGCGUACCUGGGAAGCUACUAUGGGGAAGCAAAUCCCAGUUUGCAGGGGCAAGAUUUGUUCACCAAAGCUGCCAAGGGCGAUGCUGUUGCACUCCAGAAUAUGGACAGGCAAAUAUUCAGGCUGAUCGGCAAGGCUACCACAUUGGCUGCCAUGGCAUACCGUAUCCGCCAGGGCCGUGAUUUCGUCGUGCCCCCGACAGGAAUGAGCUAUACAGAGUCGUUCCUCUACCAGCUCGACCAUCUCUCACCCACAGAUCAACUAUCAGAGCCUCACUCGUACAAGCCACAUCCUGUUCUCGCAAAGGCACUCGACAUCCUCUUUAUCCUCCAUGCCGACCACGAGAUGAACGCGAGUUCUACCACCGUUCUUCAGACUGGAUCGUCGUUACCUGAUCCGUUCAGCGCCGUUGCGGCAGGCUGUGCAUCACUGUACGGUCCACUCCACGGAGGUGCGAAUGAAGCUGUUAUUCGGAUGCUUGUUUCCAUCGGCAGUCCCAAGAACGUUCCUGCCUUUUUAGAGGCAGUAAAGAAGCGCCAAAAGGUGCUGAGUGGAUUCGGCCACAGAGUAUACAAGACCUCUGAUCCGCGGUCAUUCAUCAUUCGCCAGGUGGCUGAUGAGGUGUUUGCUGAUGAGUACUUCGUAUCAAGGAAGUUAGCACCGAACGUUGAUUUCUGGAGUGGACUGAUCUACCGUGCGAUGGGUGAGAGCCAAUAUUGUACUGAAAAUGGAAAAACUGUAACACAGGAAUGAUAGGCUUCCCCAUGGAUUUCUUCCCAGUCUUGUUCGUCGUGCCCAGAGUCGUGGGCUGGAUCGCACAUUGGCGACAGAUGAUGCUUUCUCCAUCGGGAGUCAAGAUCUGGCGCCCUCGUCAAGUUUACGUCGGUUCGUCCACACGUGACUACGUGCCUCUGGAGGAGCGCACAGGUGCUGUUCAAGUUGGCGUUGGUAUGGAGCCGAGCGUGAUUGAGCAUUCGGGGAUGACGAAGAGGCGGAAGUUGGCGGAGGCUAGUGGUAAGGUCAGAAGUAAGCUUUGAGGGUGAGGGUGUAAGAUUAUUCAUAUACCGUUAAUGCCACCGAUGUCGCCUGAAUGUCGACCGUCUCCGCAAAGAUUUU